UCUCCAAAAGGGCUGAAGCUCGAGUCUUUGCCACCCAUGAAGUGAGAAAGAUCAAAUCUUUACAUGUUCUUGGAAAUGCAAUGCGCCAUGGAAGGCCUCUAUUCCAACCCAAACCCCACAUCGGCGCUGCUGCUUCUGAACUUGGAGACAUACUCCUGGUGGCCUCCAUCACCAAGACCCUCUCCCAGUCCGGCACCCGCAACCUCCCCCACCCUCCUCCUCCUCCUCUCUCCGACCCUCUCCUCCUCCAAAUCCUCCGCACCCAAUCCCUCCACCCCUCCAAGAAACUCGACUUCUUCAAAUGGUCCUCUCUCACCCAUUCCAUCAAACACUCCCCCGCCACUUUCUCCCACAUCCUCCGCACCGCCUGCCGCGCCGGGUUCCUCUCCGAAAUCCCCGGACUACUCAACAUCAUGAAACGUCAUGCUGUAAUAGUCGAUUCCGGAACCUUCAAGUCUUUGCUGGACGCCUUCAUCAGGGCAGGUAAGUUUGACAUGGCGAUCGAAAUUUUAGACAUUAUGCAAGAACUGGGUGCUGAGCUGAGUACGGAUAUGUACAACUCGGUGUUGGUUGCUUUGGUUAGGAAGGGUCAGUUGGGUUUGGCUAUGUCUAUUCUGGUUAAGCUUCUAGAAGGUGGGUCUUCUCAAGUACCCAAUUGCAUUGCCUGUAAUGAGUUGUUGGUGGGUCUUAGGAAAGGUGACAUGAGGGUAGGGUUUAAGCAGGUGUUUGAUAAGCUUAGGGGGAAUGAGUGGUUUGAGAUGGAUACUUGGGGUUAUAACAUAUGUAUUCAUGCGUUUGGGUGUUGGGGUGAUCUGGGUACUAGUUUGAGUCUGUUUAAAGAGAUGAAAGAGUUGAACUCCGACUCGGUUUUCCCUGAUUUGUCUACUUAUAAUAGCCUCAUUCAUGUGCUGUGUUUGGUUGGGAAGGUGGAUGAUGCAGUUACUGUGUGGGAGGAGUUGAAGUGUUCUGGUCAUGAGCCGGAUGCCAUUACAUAUCGGAUUCUUAUUCAGGGGUGUUGCAAGUGUUAUCGAAUAGAGGAAGCUACCAAGAUUUUUGGUGAAAUGCAGAACAAUGGGUACAAUCCUGAUAUGGUUGUUUAUAAUUCGUUGAUGGAUGGGUUGUUCAAGGCGAGGAAAAUUAAUGAAGGGUGUCAGAUGUUUGAGAGGAUGGUUCAGUAUGGGGUGAGAGCCUCGACGUGGACGUAUAAUAUUCUGAUUGAUGGCUUGUUUAGGAAUGCAAGGGCCGAGGCUGCUUACACUAUAUUUUGUGACUUGAAGAAGAAGGGUCAGUUUGUGGAUGGUGUUACGUAUAGCAUUGUUGUUCUGCAACUUUGUAGGGAGGGUCUGCUCGAGGAGGCGCUAGAAUUGGUGGAAGAAAUGGAAAUGCGAGGCUUUACUGUUGAUUUGGUUACUAUAUCAACACUCAUGAUUGGGCUGUAUAAGCAUAGUCGAUGGGAUUGGACAGACAAGCUCAUGAAGCGUAUUAGGGAUGGUAAUCUGCUGCCUAGUGUUCUUAGAUGGAAAGUCGAUAUGGAAGCUACAAUGAAAGCUCCACAGAGCAAGAAAAAGGACCUUACACCACUGUUCCCAAGUAAAGGUGAUUUCAGCGACGUUUUGAGUCUAAUAAGUUCUGCUGCCUCAAAAAUGGAUGGAGACAUUGAAUCAGAUGAUGCUGGGGUUAAAGAUGAUAAUAAUUCGUCUACAGAUAUUGAUCAGUGGUCAUCAUCUCCACAUAUGGAUCACUUGGCCAAUCAAUUGAAGUCCACUGACCACGCCUCUCAGCUGUUUUCGCUAUCUAGAGGGCAACGAGUUCAAGCCAAAGGAGAAAGCACUUUUGAUAUUGAUAUGGUAAAUACUUUCUUAUCCCUAUUUUUGGCCAAGGGGAAGCUGAGCAUAGCUUGCAAAUUGUUUGAGAUUUUCAGUGAUGCGGGUGCAAACCCUGUGAGUUACACUUAUAAUUCCAUCUUGAGUUCGUUUGUCAAGAAGGGCUACUUCAAUGAGGCAUGGGGUGUGCUCAGUGAAAUGGGAGAAAAAGUUUGCCCCACAGAUAUAGCAACAUACAAUAUGAUAAUUCAAGGCUUGGGGAAGAUGGGAAGGGCCGAUCUAGCCAGUAGUGUUCUGGAUAAGCUAAUGAAGCAGGGUGGUUAUCUUGAUGUUGUCAUGUACAACACCUUGAUUAAUGCGCUGGGGAAGGCUAACCGGAUUGACGAAGUAAACAAGCUAUUUAAGCAGAUGAAGAGUAGUGGAAUAAAUCCUGAUGUUGUCACUUUCAAUACGCUUAUUGAAGUUCAUAGUAAAGCAGGUCGACUGAAAGAUGCGUAUAAAUUUCUGAAAAUGAUGCUGGAUUCAGGCUGCACACCAAACCAUGUCACUGACACCACUUUGGAUUUUCUGGGGAAGGAGAUUGAGAAAUCGAGGUACCAAAAGGCAUCAUUUGUACGAAAUAAGGAUGACUCCUGAAGAAUUUUCUUCUGGUCCAGUUUGAUUCAAGUCAAUUAGUUGUGACUUUCAAGUCUUCUGUUUGAUGAGACCUUGAAGGCCAUUCCAUAUUGAGGUACCUAAUGUAACAUGGAAUUUUCUUCUGUAAUCAUCUUCUUGAAAUUGUAUGUGAUGUAGUUCAAAUUGUUAACAGAAAUAUAAUGUGAUUUAGAAUAUUUCUUUUCUUCAA
Molecule: messenger RNA, 2667 nt
Organism: Rosa rugosa (rugosa rose)
Lineage: Eukaryota; Viridiplantae; Streptophyta; Magnoliopsida; Rosales; Rosaceae
Product: pentatricopeptide repeat-containing protein At4g01570
Exons: 1
Coding region: 81-2459 (792 amino acids)
Molecular function (GO): protein binding
Source: RefSeq, a predicted model, not a curated record